UGUGCAAACGGGCUUGAAAAUUUACAUGUUUCUACGAAGCGUUUGUUCGUGUUAUAUCUUGGAAGAUUUUGUCACACUGACUGACAAUUUUUUUUUUGAGGUACAGUAGCGACAGGUUUUAAUAACUGCUACAACGUCACCAUAUCACGUUUGCGAGUUAGGUAUCGUAUACAAUGUCUUGCUUGACGUGUUACUCGGCCGUUGGACGUUCUUUGAAGAAACACUGAAGACUUUCAAUAGGAAGUUUCUCAUUUUCUUUAAUUGGAGAGAAGAACAGAGGACCAUAGCUGUACUGGAGGUGGGGGGGAGGAGACGGUGGAACAUCUAGGCUGAUGAUCUCAGCCCUCCAGCGGGUACAGAUCCAGCAAGAGAGGGCCUGGAGGAGUGAGGCUGGCUGUGUGGUUCCCGUAGCCAGGCAGGGUGCAUUCUCUGGGGGAUGGAAGCAGCAGGACUCCCCUGUGAGCUCCACAGAUCUCCAGGGUGUGAUUGUGGAGAAGAAUAAUAGCCCCGCUGUUCUCUAAUCCCUCAUCUCCUCUCUUCAUCCCUCUCUCCCCCUACCCUGCUUUGUGAAUUGAGGAUGAGUGUGAGGUGGGGCUCGCACAGAGACAGGGUCAUGUCUAGGUCACUCUUCCUCCUCUUCCUCUGGUCCCUCUGCUCACCCUGUCUGUCUAUCCAUGCGGAGAUAGCAGAGAGUCACAGUACGUUUACCUGUGAGCCAAUAGGACUACGGAUGUGCCAGGACCUGCCUUACAACACCACCUUCAUGCCCAACCUCCUCAACCACUACGACCAGCAGGCGGCCGCGCUCGCCAUGGAGCCCUUCCACCCCAUGGUGAACCUGCAGUGUUCGGAGGACCUGAGGAUGUUCCUGUGUGCCCUCUACGCUCCAGUCUGUAUGGAGUAUGGCCGCGUGUCCAUGCCCUGCCGAGCCCUGUGCCACCGCGCCAAGAGGGACUGCCACAAACUCAUGGAGAUGUUCGGUGUGACCUGGCCAGACGAGAUAGAGUGUAGCAGGUUCCCAGACUGUGAUGAGCCCUACCCCCGUGCUGUGGACCUGCAGACAGGCGUGGACCCCACUGACAUCUCUCCCAUGUCCAUCCAGAGGGACUACGGCUUCUGGUGCCCCCGCGAGCUCAAGAUGGAGUCUGACCUGGGCUACUCGUUCCUGGGCACGCGCGACUGCUCGGCCCCCUGCCCCAACAUGUACUUCCAGCGCCCGGAGCUCACCUUUGCCCGCUACUUCAUCGGCGUGGUGUCUAUCGUGUGUCUUUCGGCAACGCUCUUCACCUUCCUCACGUUCCUCAUCGACGUCACGAGGUUCCGCUACCCUGAGCGGCCAAUCAUCUUCUACGCCGUCUGUUACAUGAUGGUGUCACUGGUCUUCUUUCUGGGCUUCCUAUUGGAGGACAGGGUGGCAUGCAAUGCGGCGAACCCCGCCCAGUACCGGGCGGCCACCGUCACACAGGGCUCACACAACAAGGUGUGCUCUCUGUUCUUUAUGGUGCUGUAUUUCUUCACCAUGGCUGGCAGUGUGUGGUGGGUCAUCCUCACCAUCACCUGGUUCCUGGCGGCCGUUCCCAAAUGGGGCAGUGAGGCAAUCGAGAAGAAGGCCCUGCUCUUCCACACCUGCGCUUGGGGCCUGCCCGGCUGCCUCACCGUGGCCCUGCUGGCCCUCAACAAGAUUGAGGGCGAUGGUGUGAGUGGGGUGUGCUUCGUAGGCCUCUAUGACGUCACGGCGCUGCGCUGGUUCCUGCUAGCACCGCUCUGCCUCAACGUGGCGGUGGGUGUAUCUCUGUUACUGGUGGGCAUCGUGGCGCUGAACCGUGUGCGUAUGGAGAUCCCUCUGGAGAAGGAGAACCAGGACAAGCUGGUGAAGUUUAUGAUCCGUAUCGGGGUUUUCUCUGUGCUCUACCUGGUACCUCUGCUCACGGUGAUAGCCUGCUACCUGUAUGAACACAGCAACAGGGCUGUCUGGGAGACCACUUGGGUCCAGGAGCGCUGCAGAGACUACCACAUACCCUGUCCCUACCAGGUUGAGCAGACCAGUCACCCAGAUCUGACCCUGUUCCUCAUUAAGUACAUGAUGAUGCUGGUGGUGGGGAUUCCCUCGGUCUUCUGGGUGGGCAGCAAGAAGACCUGCUUCGAAUGGGCCAGCUUCCUACAAGGACGCAGACGCAAAGAUAGUGGGGGGAAUGAGAGCAGACGGGUGCUCCAGGAGCCAGACUUUGCCCAAUCUCUACUGAGAGACCCCCACACCCCCAUCAUCAGGAAAUCACGGGGAACCUCCACCCAGGGCACCUCCACCCACGCCUCUUCCACUCACCUGGCCAUUCUGGAAGAGCCUGAUGACCCUAGACACGCCCCCGACGACCGUGGACCAAUCCACUCUCUGGGCCACGCCUCCUCCACCCGCAGCAAGGCUGGCAGUGUGCACAGCAAGACCAGUUACCAUGGCAGCCUGCAUCGCUCCCGAGACGGACGCUACACCCCCUGUAGUUACAGAGGUGGCGAGGAGCAAACAAUACCCCCCCACAGCAGCAUGCCUCACCUCGACCAUCCGCUGUCCACUCAUAGCAGCCUCCACCGACUGGAAUCCCAAUCACGGCACAGUAGCCAGCGUGAUCUCGCCGUUGCCUCACCCACCCAUAUCACCCACGGGACGAGCGGUGGCUGCGUCGCUAAUGAUGACGAUGGAGCAAGCGCCUAAACAGAAUCAGGAAAUGUCAUCACCGCGGAACAGGAAGUUGUGAGUUGUUGACCCGCUCCCCACCUUUGACAGACACAUAGGUUUCUCCCGUUCAGGAGGAGGGGGUGUGAGGGGGUGUGGCCUUCAGUUUGACUGACAGAUGGAUCACUCCUGGACAGCCUUUAACUGAGGUUGCUAACUAGCGAGAUGCUAAUUGCUAACCCUCAGUCAAGCAGUUGGCAUUGGACUGGGCUCCCGACGGAGAGACUGGUUACAGAGACAGAGAGCUAGCCCACUAUGGAUGACGUGGGUUGUGUACAGGGGUUGCAACCAAAUUAUUUUCAUUCCAUUUAACUGUUCCAACCAGCAAAAUAAAGUUAUGAACCGGUUCGAAUCCCCAAAAAAGUAUGUUUUAUAUAGUUCUUUCUGUUCCUUUUUUAAACCUCAGAAUUUUAGAUUAUUUUUUACAUUUAGCUCGACAUUAAAUGACUUCACCAAUGAAUGGAGCAGCUUGCUAUGGAGUGGGCAUGCUAUGUACAUGCAUUGGACAGACAAGUGUUGUGUAGUGUACGAGAUGCGACUGAAAUUUUGCGGGUGAGAAGAGAGCUGGGCAUGAAGAGCUGGGCAUCUUGAAUUAGACCCACAGAAUUAUACCUACAGAGGAGCGGCUUCUAUGAAGGAACUUUGACUGUCUUUGAACUUCAAAGAGUUGGCUUGACUAACGUUGAACCAGAGCUAGCCCUUGAUCAUGACUCAUUUACAUUACAUUACACACAAUUCCACCGAGACUAGCUAGCUAGCAAACAAGCUUGUGUGUGCAGAGCGGCACCAGAAAUACAUUUUUUUUUUAAAUGCUUUUUGUAGUUGAUAAAUCCAAUGUAAAACCUGAUAACUAUCCUUACAAGUUAUCCAUUGUUCUCUAAGAAAAAUGUCUGAAUCAUUUUCAUCUGGCAGGCAGGCAGACACUGGAAUACGUUUCUGAGUGACAAAGCUUUGGGCUUUGCAUAGGUGCUUUGUUGCAUUUUUUUGUGGCACUGGAGGGUAAAAAAUGCCCGGAAAGUAAAAGAACAUUAUUAACCGGUUCCCAUUCUUUUAAAAUAACGUUUCUGAUCCGGAACAGUAUAGAUCACUUUCGUUCUCAGUUCUGUUCCCUGAACUGGUUCCAACCCCUGGUUGUGUGUAUGUGUGUGUACUCUGAUACACACAAAGCGAUUAGGAGAUGAGCUGUCAAUGUCUGUGUUACGGUGCUCUUGUGCUGCGGCUGUGAAACUACUAUUAUUUUUCUAUACUGUGAAGAUUGGCAGUGAAUAGUGCUGAAAAGAUGAGCUACUAGUAUUUGUGUGCUUGCAUGUGUACAUGCAGUGCUGUACAUUAAACCGCGUUAUACUCCCACCAGGUGGAGAAAAAGUAGAGAAGCGUAUAAGAGAUGAAGCGAAGGAAGCUAGGGGAGAAAGUGUGGCUUUGAAACAACCCUUAGGCACUCCUGUUGAUUUAAUAUGGUCAUUCCUUCACCUUGCCUGCCGAUGGGCUCGGUGGAAUUCAUACCAUAUUGCUGCUGGAGUUCUUUGGGAAUAGUUUCAAUUUGGCAUUCAGAAAGCUACGGAAGAAUGAUCGAAAGGGAAGAAGAGGGAGGGAGGGCGCUCAGUUUGCUGCUGCUCCAGAGCUUAG
This is a messenger RNA of Salvelinus fontinalis (brook trout), 4354 nucleotides long. RefSeq names its product frizzled-3-like. Gene Ontology annotation, cellular component: plasma membrane. The transcript has 10 exons. NCBI's taxonomy places the organism in Eukaryota, Metazoa, Chordata, Actinopteri, Salmoniformes, Salmonidae. The record is from RefSeq and is a predicted model, not a curated record. The coding region runs from base 578 to 2707 and encodes 709 amino acids. Gene Ontology annotation, biological process: non-canonical Wnt signaling pathway; canonical Wnt signaling pathway. Gene Ontology annotation, molecular function: Wnt-protein binding; Wnt receptor activity.